Penicillium angulare is the source of this 930-nucleotide messenger RNA. RefSeq names its product class I SAM-dependent methyltransferase. The record is from RefSeq and is a predicted model, not a curated record. The transcript has 5 exons. Gene Ontology annotation, molecular function: methyltransferase activity. NCBI's taxonomy places the organism in Eukaryota, Fungi, Ascomycota, Eurotiomycetes, Eurotiales, Aspergillaceae. The coding region runs from base 1 to 930 and encodes 309 amino acids.
AUGCGCCCCUUGAUCUGGAAAAUUCAACCCCCGCCAUUUCAGAAAGCCGGAAGACGAAACACAUUCCAUAUAUCGGCCGACUUUGCUCUUUUCGUCAACAACAUUCUGGAGGAAAGGGACCAAGGUUACAAUGACGUACUGAAACACCACUUCUUCAUUUUUCUUUCGUUUCGACAUAUCUUGAAUGCUGACAUCGACUUCUUGGGACGCAAAAGCAAUCCCGAUUCACAGACCGUAGAGCUAGGUCCCGAAUUUUUGGAUACCAUCACGGUCCAAGGCCGCGAGUAUCACAAAUAUUCGAUUGACCACCGUACAUAUUUCGGACCUGUCGACGACGAAGAAGCACAACGUCUCGAUAGCCAACAGCAAGUCUUCCAGAGGCUUUUUGAUGACCGCCUGAUAUUCCCUCCAAUCCAACGACUUCAAAGAGUGUUGGAUUGCGGACAUGGUGCUGCGUCUUGGGCUGUAGAUGUUGCUGAACAAUACCCAGAUUGCGAAGUCACCGGCAUCGACAUUGCCCCGCACAUGAGCCCAGAUGAUGUUCCGGAUAACCUCUGGCUACAGGUGGAUGACUUGAACCGACCAUUCACAUUUCCUUCCAACCACUUCGAUCUUGUACACUCCCGACUUCUUGCGACCGGCAUCCAUCGUCGUCGGUGGCCAUCCUAUGUUCGAGACAUCCUCAGAGUCUUGAAGCCCGGCGGAUGGGUUCAAAUGGUCGAAAUAUAUUACAAUGUCCAAUCCGAUAACGGUGCCAUCACCGAUGAACAUGCUCUGAGACGGUGGAGUACCCAGUAUAUGCGUGCCCUAGAGGAUAGAAAGGAUCUCCGAGUCGGAUCAAAGUUGCAAAACUAUCUGACCGGACUAGGAUUGGUGGAGGUUGACGCAAAAAUGAUUCCUCUGCCUCUCUCGGGGUGGUCGAACGGUUAG